Messenger RNA from Oncorhynchus keta (chum salmon), 935 nucleotides. RefSeq names its product 60S ribosomal protein L8-like. Gene Ontology annotation, biological process: cytoplasmic translation. The record is from RefSeq and is a predicted model, not a curated record. Gene Ontology annotation, cellular component: cytosolic large ribosomal subunit; ribosome. Gene Ontology annotation, molecular function: RNA binding; structural constituent of ribosome. NCBI's taxonomy places the organism in Eukaryota, Metazoa, Chordata, Actinopteri, Salmoniformes, Salmonidae. Bases 56 to 904 code for a protein of 282 amino acids. The transcript has 6 exons.
GACAAUCAGAUUUACAGCAGAAAAAAAUCACGUGCCUACUGUUCCCGUCAGACGCAUGGUCUAUUUCACCGGAAGAAAUCGUCUAGCUCAACCUUACACUUCCUCUUUCCGUCAUCGGGGUUUAGUCACAAUGGGCCGUGUUAUCAGGGGACAGAGGAAAGGUGCUGGCUCUGUGUUCAAAGCCCACGUGAAGCACAGAAAAGGUGCUGCUAAACUCCGACACAUUGACUUUGCUGAACGUCAUGGUUACAUCAAGGGAAUUGUGAAGGAUAUCAUCCAUGACCCAGGCCGUGGCGCUCCCCUGGCCAAGGUGGCUUUCCGUGACCCCUACAGAUUCAAGAAGAGGACGGAGCUGUUUAUUGCUGCAGAGGGCAUCCACACCGGCCAGUUCAUCUACUGUGGCAAGAAAGCUCAACUGAACAUCGGUAAUGUCUUGCCCGUGGGCACCAUGCCUGAGGGAACCAUCAUCUGCUGUCUGGAGGAGAAGCCUGGUGACAGGGGCAAGCUGGCCAGGGCGUCUGGGAACUAUGCCACGGUCAUUUCCCACAACCCGGACACCAAGAAGUCCAGGGUCAAGCUGCCCUCUGGCUCAAAGAAGGUCAUCGCCUCCGCAAACAGAGCAGUUGUUGGUGUGGUUGCUGGAGGUGGACGUAUUGACAAGCCCAUCCUGAAGGCCGGUCGUGCCUACCACAAGUACAAGGCCAAGAGGAACUCAUGGCCACGUGUCCGUGGUGUGGCCAUGAACCCUGUUGAGCAUCCCUUCGGUGGGGGUAACCACCAGCAUAUUGGAAAACCCUCAACUAUCAGGAGGGACGCACCUGCUGGUCGCAAGGUCGGUCUCAUUGCUGCCCGUCGUACAGGCAGACUGCGUGGAACAAAGACCGUCUCGGAGAAGGAGAAUUAGAUGUCUUGACAAUAAAAUAUGUUCCAAUGAA